Molecule: messenger RNA, 2817 nt
Organism: Quercus lobata
Lineage: Eukaryota; Viridiplantae; Streptophyta; Magnoliopsida; Fagales; Fagaceae
Exons: 9
Coding region: 1403-2746 (447 amino acids)
Cellular component (GO): membrane
Molecular function (GO): protein binding
Source: RefSeq, a predicted model, not a curated record
UAUGGAUUAGGAUUCGAUCUCUUCUCUCUCGCCCCUUAUCUUUUUAUAUAUAGCUUGAAAAAAGAUACACAUUUACAGUAUUGCGAGGUACACAAUCCUAUUGUUUUCUUAAUUUUCAUAACUAAUAUUUUUCGUGAUUGGUCUUAGUAGUAACAAAGAAAUGGAAGCCGAAAAAACUGUUCCUAGUGGUAACCAAAAAAAGGAAGAUAUGCUGGAGGUAAUGGAUGAGGAGGAGGAGCUUGCCCUUAAUUUGUACAGGAAUACCAUGACGGGUAAUUGGGAGAGCAUUGUUGAGAUGUAUAAGCAACACACAUUCGCAGCCAUUUCGGCCAGGAUCAACUCGUCAAGGGACACGGCAUUGCAUGUAGCUGUCUCAAUUGCACCAGAAAACAUUGUUAUAGAACUCAUACGUGUAAUUUCCCACAUUUCGGCGGAGCUCGUUUUACUGAUAAAAAACGAUGAAGGGAAUACCCCUUUGCAUGUGGCCGCAUCAGCGGGGAGAUUGAAGAUAUGCAUCCAGCUUCUUGCUACCAUACUUGGUUGGUUUCCAGAGGUUCAAGAUUUGGAGGAUAAAGAUUUAUUUCGUAACAAAGCUGGUGAGACUCCUCUCUUCUUAGCUGCUUUUCAUGGUUACAAACCAAUCUUCCUUUACCUGCAUAUGGCACUCCUGGAAGCCACCGGCACCGACCUUAAGUCAGUCGAUCCUGGCUAUAGAAGAAACGAUGGCGAGACUGCCCUUCACUGUGCCAUCAAGUGGGAGUAUUUCGAUGUGGCAUAUGAAAUAAUUUUAAAGGAACCUAGUCUUGCUUAUGCUGUGAACGAGGUAGGAAUCACCCCUUUGCAUCUCCUAGCAAGUAAGCCUUCGGUCUUCAAAAGUGGUUCCUACCUCGGAUGGUGGAAGAGCAUCAUUUAGCAUUGUAUAUAUGUUGAAGAGCUGGAGCACGAAACUGUUGAUAAAAGAUUGAUUGAUUCUGCCAUUAAAGAAUUGGAUGAAUCUUCCAUAGACGAUAUUACUCACAAAUUCCCAAAGAAUUACCACAUAUGCAUCCAGUUUUAUCAAGUGCUGCAGACUUUGGCUCCAUUCGUGAUUGGAGGAACAAAUAUUAGGCAUUGCAAAUGCCGAAAUGCUGAUGUGGAGAGUCCCAACCAACCGCGUGUUAUUUGCCAAUCAAAACAAGGAGAUGCAAAUGAAGAGAAUCCCAGUGAAACGGACACUACUGGCCAAUCGACAGAGGAAGAAUUUAAAGCUGGGAGGGAAGUUCAUCGAUUUGUUCGGAGACAUUAUGAAGACUGUUAUAACAUUUUCCGUUUUUUGUACACAAUAUUCAUCAGGAUUAUUCUGGGCUUUGGAUAUGAGGGUAUAAGAAGUAUAAAACGAAAGCAUGUAUAUUCGGUUCAAAUCAUGAAAAUUCUGAUCAAACAUACCUACAACGAUGCUAAUAAGUUUGGCUUAACAAGUGGGGCAAACCCUGAGAAAACACAUGGAAUUCCGGAGGUACCACCAUCACCAACAGACAGUGACAAUACCACAGCCAGAGGUGCCAAAACUGAACCACAAGAUGGAAAUAAGAUAAACGAAACUGCUCAAGAAGAGAAAACGAAGGAAAGAGGAAAGGGGGAAACGACUAAAAUGACAAAGGCAGAGACACCCUUACUUAUUUUACUUCCUGGAAAAGGGGAAACGCCUGAAACAAAAAUGAUAGAGACACCCAUAUUGGUUGCGGCAAGAAAUGGUCUCACAGAAAUGGUCGAGCAAAUACUUCAAAAGUUUCCACCAAUGGCCAUUGAUGACAAGAGAAAAGAAAUGUCUAGAAUGACAAAGACAGAGUCAACCAUAUUGCUUGCAGCAAGAAAUGGUAUCACAGAAAUGGUUGAGCACAUACUCAAAAAGUUUCCAGUGGCCAUCAAUGAACAGAGUGAAGGAAAAAAUAUUGUACUUUUGGCCGCGAAGAACAGGCAAACACAUGUAUUACUGCUACUGCUCGAGCAAGAUUUUGUGAAACGUAAAUUAGUUCAUGAAGGGGAUAAAAAUGACAACAAUGCAUUGCAUCUAGCAGCUGAGAUAGGAAAGCAAAAGCCUUGGCUAAUUCCUGGUGCUGCAUUGCAAAUGCAGUGGGAAAUCAAGUGGUAUGAGUUUGUAAAAGACAACAUGCCUCCACACUUCUGCUAUCAAGUGAAUAAAGAGAACAAAACCCCAGAAGAAAUCUUCAACGAAACACAUGAGAAUUUAGUCAAGCAAGGAGGCGAGUGGCUAAACAAAACCUCUGAAUCCUGCUCAGUUGUGGCUGCUCUCAUUGCAACCGUUGCCUUUGCCUCAUCAACCACUAUCCCGGGCAGCAUCAAUGAAACAAACGGGACACCAAACCUUGAAAGCCACACGAUGCUCACCAUCUUUGCCGUCUUCUCACUCAUUGCUCUUUGCUUCUCCAUCACUGCUUUGUUCUCGUUUCUUGCCAUCCUCACUUCUCGGUAUGAACAAAAAGAUUUUCGUAGAGACUUGCCAAAGAAACUUCUACUUGGCUUAACUUCUCUCCUUGUAUCCAUUACAUCAAUGUUGAUUUCUUUUUGUGCUGGACAUUACUUUAUGCUUAAGAAUAAAUUGAAAGACAAGGCCUUUCCGGUAUAUGCAGUGACAUGUCUGCCGAUAGUAUUCUUUGCCAUACAACAGUUACCGCUCUACGUUGAUAUUGUAUGGACUAUUUUCAAGAAGGUUCCCCGAUCAAGCAAUAAGGCUGUUUCUCUCUAGGGGUUUUUUCUCUACAUUAUAGAAACUUGUUAUUUUUGAAUAUUUGUACUUUUUCUAUCAAUCAAGAUUGA